AUGGCGAAUCAUCAUCCGGUUGUAGUAGAUUCCAUGGUAUGGAAAGCAUGCGUUGGUUCUUUUUCAAUUCCAUCCAUUGGUGAAACAGUAUACUAUUUCCCCGAAGGUCAUGCAGAGCAGUUACGAUCAACUCCUGUUUUUUCUCCGGCGGUUUAUGAUAAACCCUUAAUUCUAUGUCGCGUUACCGGCGUUAGGUUUCUAGCCAAUUCUGUAACAGACGAAUUGUUCGCUAGCAUUCGAUUAGUGCCCAUUUCCGGGUCCGAUGACGGUUUGAAAAUUGAAGGUGCAAUCGAGAACAAAGUCGAGGAGAGGAUUGAAACAUUCAGCAAGAAACUGACGAAGUCUGACGCGAAUAAGAGAAGAGGGUUUACAGUGCCUAAGCUUUGCGCUCAAUUGAUACUUCCGGAGUUGAAUCUUGAUGAAAGAAAUCCGGUGCAGUUUCUUUCGUUUAAGGAUGUUGUGGGUCGUGAAUGGGUUUUUCGUCAUGUCUAUAGAGGUAUUCCUCCCCGGCAUUUAUUUUCGACCGGUUGGAGCAUAUUUGUUGAUGCUAAGAAACUGGUGUCUGGUGAUUCUAUUGUGUUUAUGAAGAAUACUUGUACAUAUCAGUAUUAUGUUGGGAUUCGUAGAGUGAGGGAGAUUCAUAGUCUCGUUCAGGAUGGGGAUCAGGAAGGUGGUGAUGAUGAAGGUGUGAUUUCGACAGAGUUGGUUGUGGAGGCAGCAGAGUUAGCUGCGGCAAACAAGCCUUUUCAAGUAAGUUAUUAUCCGAUGGCUGGUCGGUCUGAAUUUGUGGUCAAUUCCAAAUUGGUUCAGAAAUCUUGUUCUUUUAAUUGGGCUGAUGGAGUUAGAGUGAAGAUGGCUGUUCAGAGUGAUGGUUCAUCAUCCAAUAUGGUAUGGUAUCAAGGCACUGUAACUUCACCAUCUAUGGUUCAAACUCCUGAUCUUGAUCUAGAUCUUGAUCUUGAUCUUGAUCCUGAUCCUGAUUAUCCUAAUCCAUGGCAUGUAACUUCUCCAUGGAAAAUGCUUUGGGUUGAAUGGGACAAGCAAGAAGGUUUAGAAAACAUGAACAAAAGAGUAAGCCCAUGGCAAGUGGAAUGCAAGCACUAUAUGCCUCCAACAGAACUGUUUUAUGCUUCUUCUUCUGCUUCUUUUGAGAAAUCAGGUUCUAAAAGAAGAAUAAAAGAUGUCUUUCCUAUCGGCACAAGACUAUUAAACAACACUGUUAAUGUUUCUGUUGCUGCCGCUAUUCAUUACUCUAUUCAUGCUCGCAAUUAUGGCAUGCAGGGAGCCAGGCAACAAGAUCACCGCCACUUAAAUGAUCAAAUACCCAUUUCUCCUAACUUUAUGCACCACCAACCCGGAUUACUACUUUCUUCUGACUCGAGCCUUGCACCAUCCACAUCUAAUUCUCACUCAGGAAGAAGCAUUUCACUCGAGAGUCAAAACAACAACAAUAACGACCACAAUUCUGAAUCACCUCCUACCGUUAACGAAUCUUUAGAAAAGGAUAAUGUUGAUAAUUAUUCUUCAUUCAAGUUGUUUGGUAAGAACAUCUAUGUCAAGGAUCCCCCUUCUUCUACUAUGGAUUAG
Messenger RNA from Impatiens glandulifera, 1587 nucleotides. RefSeq names its product auxin response factor 8-like. Gene Ontology annotation, biological process: response to hormone; regulation of DNA-templated transcription. NCBI's taxonomy places the organism in Eukaryota, Viridiplantae, Streptophyta, Magnoliopsida, Ericales, Balsaminaceae. Gene Ontology annotation, molecular function: DNA binding. Gene Ontology annotation, cellular component: nucleus. The record is from RefSeq and is a predicted model, not a curated record. The coding region runs from base 1 to 1587 and encodes 528 amino acids. The transcript has 2 exons.